Messenger RNA from Lactuca sativa (garden lettuce), 1846 nucleotides. RefSeq names its product cytochrome P450 CYP82D47. Gene Ontology annotation, molecular function: monooxygenase activity; oxidoreductase activity, acting on paired donors, with incorporation or reduction of molecular oxygen; heme binding. NCBI's taxonomy places the organism in Eukaryota, Viridiplantae, Streptophyta, Magnoliopsida, Asterales, Asteraceae. The record is from RefSeq and is a predicted model, not a curated record.
AAUAUAACUACACAUCCAUUUCACUUACUCAGCCAUGCAGUUCUACCUCAUAGUAUCAACGAUUGUUGCAACAAUCUUUUCUAUUCUUGUAUACCGUUUAUUACUCCACAAAAAGAGUGUAAAGACAGCGACGAACCAAAAACCACCUCAAGCAAAAGGUGCAUGGCCGAUAAUCGGACACUUACACCUUUUAGGUGGACCUGAGCUACCUCACAAGGUUUUAGGUGGCAUGGCAGACAAACAUGGCCCUGUUUUCACCAUCAAGCUUGGUGUUCAUCAAGCUUUGGUGGUGAGUGAUGCAGCGAUUGCAAAAGAAUGCUUUACUACCAAUGACAAAGCCCUUGCAAGUCGACCUAAAAUGACGGGAGCAAAAAUCUUGGGCUAUAACUAUUCUAUAUUUGGCCUGGCUGCAUAUGGCGACUAUUGGCGAAAAGUACGCAAGAUGGUUGUGUUGGAGGUUCUUUCUCAACGAAGAGUUGAGAUGCUUGGAUAUAUUCGAGCUUCAGAACUUAAAUCAUCUGUUAAUGAUUUAUAUGAUCGUUGGCUAAAGAACAAACGUAGUGAAAAUUCAGAGAUGGUGAAGGUGGAGAUGAAGCAAUGGUGUGGGAACUUGCUUGUAAACAACAUGGUUAGGGUAAUUAUAGGAAAGAGGUUUCCGCCACAUGAUAAAGAAGGACUUCAAUUUCAGGCUGUGUCAAGGAAACUAUUUAAAUUACUAGGGGUAUUCGUGGUUACUGAUUUUAUACCUUUUCUUAGCUACUUGGAUGUUGGCGGAUACAAAAAGGCAAUGAAGACUACUCGGAAGGAUUUGGACAAUUUUUUUGACCGAUAUGUAAAGGAGCACAGAGAGGAGAGUAAAACUAUACAACACGAAGGGAACAAAGACUUCAUGCAUGUGCUAAUUUCCAUUGUUCAAGAUGCUUUUGAAGAUGAUUUCAAGGGUUUUGACGAAGAUACAAUAAUCAAAUCUACGUGUCUACAACUCCUAGUAGCAGGCACCGAGACUACAUCCGCGACAUUAACGUGGGCUUUAGCGUUGUUGCUCAACAACCCAAAAGCAUUAGAAAUUGCCCAAGAGGAAAUUGAUGAACAUGUUGGAAGGGACAGACUGGUGAAGGAGUCAGACUUGAAGAACUUAGUCUACCUCAAUGCCAUCAUCAAAGAAAGUUUCCGCUUAUACCCUGCUGGACCUCUCUCUGUUCCUCACGAGUCAAUAGAGGACUGUAUUGUGGGUGGCUACAACAUUCCAAAAGGAACUCGUCUUUUGGUAAAUCUUUGGAAGUUGCAACGUGACCCAAAUAUAUGGUCAGAUCCCACCGAAUUCAAGCCUGAGAGAUUCUUGACAAGUCACAAGGAUAUCGAUGUCAAGGGAAACCAUUAUGAAUUGCUUCCUUUUGGUACAGGCAGAAGAAUGUGCCCUGGUAUUUCAUUUUCCCUGCAGGCUUUGGGUUUAACGUUAGCUAGUUUGAUACAACAAUUUACGAUUGAAAAACCAUCAGACGAACUUGUUGAUAUGACGGAAAGCAUGGGUAUGACCAACGGCAAAGCAACACCACUUGACGUCCUUUUGUGCCCUCGUUUAUCCUCUAAUAUGUAUGAUAUUGGUCCAUGAUAUAUCAAGUUCCAAUUAUGCUUAUCUUAUUCGAAUAAUCGUUGCCACCAGUCUUUAUUUCUGCAUUAGUGAGUGUGAAAAGUGUGUUUCAGUAGUCAUGGAGUUGUGGUCUGUCAUUUUAGUUUUCUUCUGUUUCUUGGUUUUAUUAUUAUUAUUAUUAUUAUUAGUAUUAUUUUAUUUAAGCAAUGUAAUUUCUCAAUUUCAAUUAGCAAUGAAAUAAAAAAUGUUUUUCCG